Messenger RNA from Notolabrus celidotus (New Zealand spotty), 4837 nucleotides. Its product is annotated as amyloid-beta A4 precursor protein-binding family A member 1-like. Gene Ontology annotation, molecular function: protein binding; amyloid-beta binding. Gene Ontology annotation, biological process: chemical synaptic transmission. The transcript is spliced from 13 exons. NCBI's taxonomy places the organism in Eukaryota, Metazoa, Chordata, Actinopteri, Labriformes, Labridae. The record is from RefSeq and is a predicted model, not a curated record. Bases 906 to 4382 code for a protein of 1158 amino acids. Gene Ontology annotation, cellular component: dendritic spine; cytoplasm; plasma membrane.
GCAGAGCCCAACAGUCCUCUGCAGGCAGCUGAUGGAGUGGGAGGGAGGAGGGUUCACUCAUGGCCGUAGAGCACCGUUUGUGUCUGCUCUACAGCAGCAGCAGCAUCAGCAGUGUGUGUGGAAAGGCGCUUUGUGCAUAAUCCGCUCUGAUGUCACGGUGCAGGAGGAGGGGCUGAGCUCUCCGCGUUAAUCCAGCAAGUUGUCUGAAGGGACAAAACACAAACCGAGCCAGGCGAGCAGGCACGGGAAGCAGGGGGCGAUGAGGACUGCAGCAGCCGGACCCGGGCCUCUCCUCCUCUGACAUGCAGGUAAAUGAGUGGAUGGACGUCCCGUCCUGCAGCCGGGGAGGGGACCGGGUUUGGUGCGGGGCAGGAAAGGGGUCGGAACUGUGCUGGAGUGGUUUUCACUGAUGGCGGACUCGACACCUGCAGAGAUUUAAUCCAGAUCGCGAGGAGGGUGAAAGAGAAGCAUGUAGACAGGUGACAGUGUGCAGGGCUGUGUAAAUGUGUCAGGUUUAGCAGGUACCCAGAUGUAUUGAAGGACUGUCAGGAUUUACGCGCAUGUUUUUUAUAUACAAUAACGCCUUUAACAUUGAUGGAUUGUUUCCUGUAGCGCGUUUCAAAGGGACAUGAUGGAGGAUACAAUGAUAUAAGGUUUAAACAUUUCUGCAAAGGAAGCUUCUGCCCUGUUAACAUGAAACCGUUCAAGGCCAUGGGAGGAGAUUUAAGAAGCAAGUAAGCCUUCAAAAUAAAAGCACUUGCCAGUUUGGCACUUGUUCAUGGAUUAACAGUCUCCCUCUGGAGCCAUGGCGUAGUCUUCAUGUAAACACAAGUUGUGCUGUGAGCAGUAUUUUAGCAGCUAAGAGGAGCAUGUUCUGAAAACUGUCGUUGGAUCACGCCCGAGCCAUGAGCCAGAAGUAUCAGGGAGAGGCGGCGGAGGCCGGAGAGGAGCAGAAGGUGAUGCAGAGGAGCAGGCAGCCCAACGGGACCUCACCUGGAGAUCCUCCGGUACGCCGCUCCUGGAGGCCAUGUCAGAUGCUCAACCAGGAUGGGGAACCGAAUCCUCAUCACCACCACCACCACCACCACCCUCCUCACCACCACCAACACCACCCGCCCUCAGGUCGUGGCCCCCCUCGGCAUCGCAGGCGGCCUCCGUCGGGACAGGGGCAGAGCCCAGCUCAGAGUCCAGGUUUGUCUCCAGAGGCGGUUUCUCCGAGGCAGGAUGUUGGAGAGUGUCGAGACGUAGAGCCUCGUCCCACCCAGCAGCCCCGUCCUGGUGUCACCCGUUACCGCCGUCAUGGCGACCCUAACCCUAGACUCAGAGGUCACAGACAGAGGCAGCCAAUCAGAGGGAGCCAGGACGCUUCGCCAGUGGAGGACAGAGAGACCGCAGGAGAGGUACGACAAUGUAUGUCAGAGGAUCCUGUAAUGGAUCACUCACAGGACAGGGCAUCUUCUCACCAGACCCCCAUAGCUGUCGUCACCCCCACCCACCUCUCACCUAGUCCUGCUGCCCAAAACAAACAACCCCACCCCCAAGACACCCCUCCAGCUGAGGCAGAGGAGGACCAGGAAAUCCAGGAGGGGAAAGUGGAGUGUGAAGAGGAGGCAGAGGAAGUGAAGGACCAUCAUGAAGAACAAGAACAGGCAGAGGAUGAUGCAGACCACCUCUCCACCACGGCUCACUCCAGCUGUAGUCAUGAGGACGUGCAGGCAGUGGAUGACGGAGCAGAGGAGCGUGCAGAGAGGGUGGAGGAGGAUCAGGAUGAGGUGAUGGAGGACGUAGCUGAGGACAUCGCGGCUCAGGGAAGUGAAAUCACAGACCUGUGCUCCGACACAGAGAGUGCCGCUUCGCUCAGCAUGGAUGGACCUCUGCACAGCCCGCCCCCGCUCCACUCGCCAACUCCUCCUUCCUCUCCAGAUGUCCCACCUUUCCCCCAGCUGGACCACUUCAGCGAGGAUGCCAGUAUGAGCCCCCUCCCUGACAAUGACCUCCUACCUGAGGAAGACGAUGAGGACUGCUCUGAAUCCUGCUCGCUGUCUCACUUCACGUCCGGCUCUGAAUCGUAUCCCAAAACCUAUGCAGACUUUUAUUCAGAGUCUCAUCCAAAAUCAUACCAGGAGCCGGUCUACGACUCAUACCAGGAGCCAAAAUCUCAUCCCAACUCUUUUCCAGAGCCUCUCAAGACCUCCUACCCCGAGUCACACAGAGAACCUCGCAGGCAAUCAGGUUGGAGGACCGAGCCGAACGACGCCCGCCAAGAGACCUUUACCAGCCAUAGACAGGAGAAUGUACAAAAAGUGGCACCGUCCUCACCUCCAAAGGGCUCCCAUUACGCCCCAAGAGGGCAGGGCAGAGACCGCAUUUCCCAUCACUCCCCUCUGGAUCGCUCUGUUGGCUGUCGGCUGCAUCACUACGACGGACAGUCUGAUGGUGAGGGGGACGGCGGUAAUCAAAGUCCUGUUCCAAAGAGCCGCAGGCAGGUUCAGAGACCAGGAGAAAGCCAGGCCAAGAGUCCUUCGUCCGGGCAGAGCAGCUCAGGUGACGCCCAGGAGGAGAGGAACUCUGUGGGUAACCAAGGAGAGGAGGGUACAAGGGGCUCGGGAGACGCUAUCAGCCUGGCGAUCAAAGACAUUAAGGAUGCGAUAGAGGAGGUGAAGAUAAAGGCGGUGCGCUCCCCGUACACGCCGGACCAGCCUGUGGAGCCGAUCUGGGUGAUGAGGCAGGAGAGCAGCCCGACAGAGGACCUUUACCCUCUGCAGACUACAGCUGGACAUUCUUCUCCUCACUCCCCCUCGCAGUCAGCGUCUGAGUCUCCGUCCCGCUACGCCUCAGCUCCAGUUCGAGAACCGGUCAGUCCGCUGAGAGCUGACUCAGCCCGAGCUCUUCCUCCUCAACAUUAUCACCAACAGCAGCCCCAACACAACCACCAACACCACCAACACCAGGGCCAGCAUCCACAGCAGAGGGACCCCGCCAGGCCGCCACAGACGUACACACAACCACAACCGUACCCUCAGAUGCCUCCGAAUCAGCAUCAGCAACGUCAACAUCAGCACCAACAACAGCGUCAGCAGCUUCCAGCUCAGCAGCCUCGACCACAAGUUCAGCCGGUAACACCACCUCAGCCUCCGUCCGUCCAGGAGAUCCGCAGAUCUCUGCCUCAGUUUCCAACAUUCGUGGACGUCCCAGGACCAUGUGACCCUGAAGACCUUAUCGACGGCAUCAUCUUUGCAGCCACCUACCUGGGCUGCACCCACCUGCUGUCGGAGAGGACGCCCACAAAGAGCGCCCGCAUGCAGCAGGCUCAGGAGGCCAUGAACAGAGUGCGGGCGGCUCAGAAACAAGCCAAGAACAGGAAGAAGAGCCCGGACAGUGAGGCUCCCUCUACGGCGGAGGUCGAUCUGUUCAUGUCCACGCAGAGGAUCAAAGUCCUCAAUGCAGACACUCAGGAGUCUUUAAUGGACCUUCCCCUGAGGACAAUCUCCUACAUCGCAGACAUCGGUAACAUGGUGGUGCUGAUGGCUCGGGGGAAGAUGGUCCGUUCCCGCAGUGCACAGGAGAACCUGGACCACGCUGCAGAGCAGACCACCAUGAGCCAUGACGACAGACGGCUGUACAGGAUGAUCUGCCACGUCUUUGAGUCUGAGGAUGCUCAGCUGAUCGCUCAGUCCAUCGGUCAGUCCUUCAGCGUGGCCUACCAGGAGUUCCUCAGGGCCAACGGCAUCGACCCCGAGGACCUGAGCCAGAGGGAGUACAGCGACCUGCUCAACACUCAGGACAUGUACAACGACGACCUCAUCCACUUCUCCAAGUCUGAGAACUGCAGAGACGUUUACAUUGAGAAGCAGAAAGGAGAGAUCCUGGGCGUGGUGAUCGUGGAGUCAGGGUGGGGGUCCAUCCUCCCCACCGUCAUCAUCGCCAGCAUGAUGCACGCAGGCCCGGCUGAGAAGUCUGGUCGGCUCAACAUUGGAGACCAGAUCAUGACCAUAAACGGGACGAGUCUGGUGGGUUUACCGCUGAACACCUGCCAGAGCAUCAUCAAGGGUCUUAAGUCUCAGUCCAGGAUCAAGAUGAACAUCGUCAGGUGUCCUCCUGUGACCAUGGUGCUCAUCCGCAGGCCGGACCUCAGAUACCAGCUCGGCUUCAGCGUCCAGAACGGCAUCAUCUGCAGCCUGAUGAGGGGCGGCAUCGCUGAAAGAGGAGGCGUGCGCGUCGGUCAUCGCAUCAUCGAGAUCAACAGUCAGAGUGUGGUGGCCACGCCUCACGAGAAGAUCGUUCAGAUUCUGUCUAACGCUAUGGGAGAGAUCCACAUGAAGACGAUGCCUGCAGCCAUGUACCGUCUGCUGACAGCGCAGGAGCAACCUGUCUACAUCUGAACACACACUUCUCACUCUUCCUCACCACAUGACUCAGUCUGUCUUUGCUACUCUCCAUCCAUCCUCAGUUAUUUUAACUCCUCUCUCCCUCCUCUCUGUAUCCCGUUUGAUAUCACUUGACUUGCCUUAAUCUGUACAGUAAACUGUCAUGUAAACAUGUACAUCCACUGUAUGACAGAAGGCAGAUUAUCUCACUAAGGCUGAGUGUUUAUGUGACGUAUUUUGUUUGACCAAAGAGAAAUCGUGGAUUUUAUUGUGCAUAUUUAGGUGGCAAACAGAGUAAAUAUUAUCUUUGGUUAAAUAGCUGUAAUAUCUGAAUGUACUCUAAUAUGUUGGACCUAUAAAAUGUCAGGGCCGACCAGAUGAAGAAGAACUUUGAAACUAAAACGUGGUCAUGUUAAAGGAGAAUGCAUGUACAAAUCUGCUGAAUAAACUUGGUGGUCAGUGAAUCCUGA